This is a messenger RNA of Ostertagia ostertagi, 525 nucleotides long. NCBI's taxonomy places the organism in Eukaryota, Metazoa, Nematoda, Chromadorea, Rhabditida, Trichostrongylidae. The record is from the annotation of a GenBank genome assembly.
AUGGAUGAGGAGAUCAAGAGGGACGACCGCGUAUUCUUGAUCGGAGAGGAAGUAGCUCAGUAUGAUGGAGCGUACAAGCACCAAGUGUUUUCUAAUCUUCUUUCAUUGAAGCAGUGCUUGCAGGUUUCGAAGGGACUGUGGAAGAAAUAUGGGGACGAUCGAAUCAUUGACACACCUAUCACAGAGCAAGGCUUCACAGGACUCGCUGUCGGUGCCGCUUUCGCUGGACUACGGCCGAUUUGUGAAUUCAUGACAUUCAACUUCUCCAUGCAAGCUAUAGAUCAGAUGAUCAACUCUGCUGCAAAGACCUACUAUAUGUCAGCAGGAAAGGUGCCGUGUCCAAUUGUUUUCCGUGGAGCAAAUGGUGCCGCCGCUGGUGUUGCAGCACAACACUCCCAGGACUUCAGUGCGUGGUACGCUCACUGCCCGGGACUGAAAGUGCUGGCACCUUACAGCUCGGAGGAUGCGAAGGGUCUUUUGAAGGCUGCAAUCAGGGAUGAUAAUCCAGGUGAGCGUUUUUUCAAA